Symbiodinium pilosum is the source of this 1089-nucleotide messenger RNA. The record is from the annotation of a GenBank genome assembly. NCBI's taxonomy places the organism in Eukaryota, Dinophyceae, Suessiales, Symbiodiniaceae.
AUGCUCCAGCUUGGGGACGAGACUGUCCAACUAGCUGCUGCCAACAUAGCCGAAGUUGAAACAGUCGAUGUUGUUACCGGACGCAUUUCCCUGUUCAAAGACGAGGCCACCGUUGCUUGGGAGGUAGUUGCACAGGCGCCCAUCAAGGCUCUUCUUCAGUACGUGCCGGCCCUUACCCUGUGCCGUGAUUCAGCAUGCAAGGGGGAUUGCCAGUUCUUUCACCCCGCUGUGGAUGAAAGUGUAGAGCAUAUCUUCAUGAAUGUCUGGGCAAGACGCUUCUCCACCGUGGAUGGCAGUCGCACCGAGGCUAGCAACGCAGAUCUGUUCCAAGCCCUAGUGCGCAUCCCGAGUUCCGCAUUGAAGCACCUGCAGCGUGCCAUCACGCCUGGCUACUACUUCGAACCCCGUUCUGGGGACGGGUACAAUGCCCAUGCUGGUUUCUCAGUGAUCUGGCUUCCAGGCAAGGAUCGUGCUCAAGUCCUGCGCAUUGCACAAACGACCGACAAGGUCGUCGCCAUUACUCGCCUAAAUCGGCGCUUUGGAGUACGGGUUCGUGAAUCUGACGAGCCUGCUGUUCACAAGCUGCUCAAGCCUGAGGUCGAAUAUGUGAAGGUCCGCAUAGCGGCCAAGUUUCGCCUUCACCCACUUCCGCAUGGAAUGCAGCGCAAGCAUCUUGUGGCGCUGCUCAAGCAGUGGAACUGGGCUGCCCGUCCGCUUCAGGUUCUCAAAGGAGAUGCCGCAGGUUCCGCCUGGGAGGUGGGCUCCGAUGUCGAACCGCCUGGUCAGGCGCUCGCCGCAGCCGGCAGUUAUGUUUUGAUCUCCAAGCUUCGCGAUGCCUCGACUCAGCAUCGUUCUUCUGGAGUCACUGCACCGCCGCGUACCAAGAAGUUGCUCUAUGAUGAUCCUGAGGUUCGAGCCGACUCCAGUGCAGGUAAGGCUCAGCAGGCCGAUGUUGGUCAGCUACGCACCGAGUUCACUCAGGUCUUGGCCACCAGCAAUUCCAAUCUUCAGCAGGACAUCUCCAGACAGUUGUCUGCACAGAUGCAACAGAUUGAGAGCCUUUUGAACAAAAAGCCGCGCACCGAGUGA